This is a messenger RNA of Symbiodinium necroappetens, 1038 nucleotides long. NCBI's taxonomy places the organism in Eukaryota, Dinophyceae, Suessiales, Symbiodiniaceae. The record is from the annotation of a GenBank genome assembly.
AUGUUGGACGAGUCCUGUGCUCUGGACACAGGAAUUUUUGCAAUGUCUCCGGAGUGGUGCCUUGCAUUUUUCAAGCUGGGUGCCGCCCAAUGCGAUGGCAAGACACUGAUCAAAGCAGUGCAGGCAUCGGACAUCUAUUUCGACUUCUAUGUCGAGGUUGUCAUGGCCAGCUUGCCCGGGCAGACACGGGAGCAGUUUGCCAACCGUGUUUCUGGCAUGUCCAAGCUUCCUGUGGCUAUUCUGGAUCUCAUGCAUGACUACCUUGGAAGCCUGGAACUGAGAGGAGCCUUGAUGCAAGACUGUGCAUUUCUGCAUUUUGGAACGCUCAAGGAGUUCCCUGCGGCCUCCCUUCAGAUUUGCGAGCUUGGAUUGCAGCCGUUCUAUGCACACCUCGCGGAGGGCAGAAGCGACUGGAACCCGGUGCCUCCGGCAAAGCGCGGAGACCCCAUGAUCGUCAACAGCCAGGCUCAUACUGUGCGACUACGCAAAGAAGCUUCGGACUCGACCGAGAUGGUUUGGGUAGAAAUGUGUGCAGAUGUGCAAAUUACACUCUCUCCGAGCGGCUUUCACCUGCUGGUUGGACUCCAGGAUGUGAAAAUGGAAAGGCAAUUACCAGAAGGCUUCUGUUUGGACGGUCGCUUCAUCCAAAAGGAAGCAGCAGGAAGCACACCGAGCGAGAGAAGCUACAUUGUCGCAGUGUAUGCUGCUGCAGAUACUUUCAAAAAGGUCAAGCAGCCGGAGGAUGUCCUUUUUUGUGGGAUUCCUUUCCACUCUUGGUUGCAACAACGUCGUCUACGAGUUGAGCAUGUAUGGUCUAAUGCCCACGAGGCAGCCAGCUGCACUGAAUUAUGGACAGCCAAGCUUUUCCCGGCAACGACCUCUGCAGACUCGCUUGCGGAGCUUCUCCCAGGAUACUGGGAUGCAUCGUGCUUUCGCUCUGAUGACUUCAUCGCCCAGGUUCGUUUCAGCUUGGAAGACCUCAACAGGCUCGAUUCUGCACUGGAUCGGGAUGUCAGAAGAUGUCGUCUCAUCUCCUGA